Molecule: messenger RNA, 405 nt
Organism: Kwoniella botswanensis
Lineage: Eukaryota; Fungi; Basidiomycota; Tremellomycetes; Tremellales; Cryptococcaceae
Exons: 6
Coding region: 1-405 (134 amino acids)
Biological process (GO): microtubule-based movement
Cellular component (GO): cytoplasmic dynein complex; cytoplasm
Molecular function (GO): dynein intermediate chain binding
Source: RefSeq, a predicted model, not a curated record
AUGUCCUCAAGGUUGAACGGUGCUCUCUCACCUCCUAUACCACUCAACAAUCGAUCAGGUGCUUCUUCACCUCAGAGACAGAAAUUCCCUUCAGAUACUUUACGUCCAUAUAUCAAGACGCUCUUAACCAAGACACUGACAAAUGCAAGUUGGGAUUCGAAUGAUAAAGCCAAGAUGGCAGCGUACAGUAAAGAGAUCUCAGAGAGAGUGAAACAACGUAUGAUCGAAAUUGAGCCUAGAGGAUUCAAGUAUAUUGUCACAACGACACUUUCUGAGAAUGCUGGACAGGCAGGGAGAGCAGACAUGUCAUGUCAUUGGGAAAAUACAGAUUCAGCCAUUCAGGAGAUGUUCAGUAAUGAAUCGAUAAUCUUCGUCUGUAUAGCGUUCGCUGUCCGAUUACCUUGA